AUGUCAGAAGAUUCAUUAAGAAAGCGAUUCUCUAUCUUCAAAAAGAAAAUACUGAAUGAUUCAGAGACUACUACAGAGACCCCGCCCAGUACAUUUGAUGAAACUUCAAUAAACUUUGAAUUAAAAGGAGGACCUUAUAACACAAAUUUAAUUGAAGCAUCAGCUACUGUAAAAAAUGGUCAAAAUGCAGGCAUGCCUCUUCCUCUCAGAUGCACAUGGUACAGAUCAACAAACGAAAAGCAAUUCGUUACAAUUGAAGGAGUUAAUGGUGCAUUUUAUCAGCCAAACGCUGACGAUAUUGGCUGCAAAAUCUGUGUACACGCAGUCCCUGUAAGCGAAGUAGAAGAAUAUACAGGAAUGCCAGCCUUUAAUGAAGUCGGCCCUGUCCAAAUCGACCCUGACAUGCAAAAAACAGUGCAGGAAAUUUAUGAAGCGAACUAUGCAGAAUUUACAACAAAUCUUGUAGGAGGGACAAUAGAGAAUUUAAUCCCUGGAACUGUUAGUAUCAAGCUUAGUGGGAAUCUUAUAAACGUAUCAUAUAAAGACGGUAGUGAUAUUUUAAGCACAAAGCUUGGUAUGGGUUCCCCAAUCAUAAAUCUGUCACAAAAGACAAAUACUUCCUUUUCAAUGACUUUUGAGAAUGAAAGAAUUGAUUUUAAUACAGAAAAACACACUGAAAGAGAUAUAAUUGCUAUCACUAUAAGAAUGUUUUGCUCAAAAGUAAGCACUGAAAACCAAGCUGACUGCUUAAUUAAAAUAGAGCAGCUUUCCACAAGACUUCUAAAUCUUAAUAAAGACUAUGAAAGAACAGUAUCUGCUCUUAAUUUGCUGAAAGAGGAGCAUAAAAUCAAUAUAAAAACUAUUGAAGAUGACAAGGCAAGAAUUGCGGAAUUGGAAGAAGAAAAUUCCAGCCUAUUAAACCAAGUUUCUGCACAAGUCGUUGUUUUUGAAAAAAAUGAAACUGAACUAAAAUUCCUCAGACAAGAUAUUUUGGUCUAUAAAACCCAAUGUGAAGCUUUAGAAAAUGCAAUUAAUCAGAGAAGAAUCAAUGAUAAUAACUGGGAAAUUUUAUUGAGAAGCGUUAAAGAAGAUUUAGAAGAAAUUUUAAAAAAGCAUAAAUUUUGUGAAAAUUGUAAAAGAAUUGAAAAUAUUAUUAUUGGUGCUUUUGGAAAGCUGGAUGGAAGGGUCAUUAACUCACAUCAGAGCUCAGCAAAUUCGAGUGCAAAAUCGUACCAGGAUGAAGGCUCAGAAAAUACAGAAGAUCAUGAAAAAGAAAUAAGAGAGUUUAAAGACCAAAUUUUAAAGUAUAAAUGCAAACUUAAACAGUUAGCAAUAGAAAGUGCUGAGCUUGUAAAUAGGGCUGAAGCUGAGAAAAAUUUUUAUAAAAGAAAAGCUGAUUCCUUGGCUGCUGAAAAUGAUAAAUUGCUAUCAAAGCUUGGAAAGAACCCUAAAGAAAUCACUACAUUUGCUAAAGAACGGCAAGAAUUUGAAGCAGAAAAAGAAAAAAUCCUUCAUGACUUAAAAGAAGCCCAAGAAAAUGCUUUAAAUUAUGAAAAAUUAGGCAAAAUAAACAAGAAAAAGCUGGAAGAAGAAAUAGAGAGAAAUUUUGAGUUAAGGAAAAUUCUCUCAAAAAAAUCCAAAGCAAUGACAUCCUUAGACUAUCAAAAAAUCAUAAAUUCAUUAACAGUGACUGUAGCAGAUAGAGAAGAAGAGUUAUGCCAGCAGAAAAACAUUAGCAGGGAGCUAAUGAAUCGAGUUCAAGAACUAGAGUCAAUAUUGAAGCUAACAAAUGUAAAUUAA
Blepharisma stoltei is the source of this 1800-nucleotide messenger RNA. The record is from the annotation of a GenBank genome assembly. NCBI's taxonomy places the organism in Eukaryota, Ciliophora, Heterotrichea, Heterotrichida, Blepharismidae.